AUGCAGGUAAUUAAACCAGGUAGAGCCUUUGUUAGCUACCUGCUCAAGCUGGCACAUUCUGUCCCCCAGCUACAUCACCAUGUCAAUAUUACCCAGGAGUGCAAACUAGACUUCUCGAUGUGGCGUUCAUUUUUAACAGACUGGAAUGGCAUAUCAUUCUUCUACGAGGACGAGAUCGCAGCACCAGAGAUAGAACUCUACACAGAUGCAGCAGCAUCCAUCGGUUAUGGUGCUUAUUAUCAGGGUAAAUGGUUCGCACAGCAGUGGCCAACAGACUUGCUCGAUAUCCUGAAUGGUGACCUGUCAAUAGCACUACUUGAACUGUAUCCAAUUGUCAUGGCUGCUGCAAUUUGGGGAAAUUACUGGUCAAGGAAAAACAUUAAAUUCCAUUGUGAUAACAGUAGCACCGUAGAGAUCAUCAAUAAGUGUAGAUCAAAAUCACCUUUCAUCAUGAGACUGGUCAGAAAGCUCGUACUGACCGCUGUUUGUGGUAACUUCCAUUUUGUUGCUGCUCACGUACCAGGUAAAGAUAACUGCAUAGCUGAUUCUUUAUCUCGAUUACAGAUGGACAGAUUCAAGGAGCUAGCUCCCAAGGCAGACAGUGUGCCUACCCCAUUUCUUCCAAUCACAGCAAUCACCAUUCCACCUGCUCAGAUCUCAACAAACUCUGGUCACAAGCACUCUCAACGAAAACGCAGGCGGUUUAUAAAUCAGGACUUCAUAAUUUCCUGA
Haliotis rufescens (red abalone) is the source of this 732-nucleotide messenger RNA. RefSeq lists its product as uncharacterized. The transcript has a single exon. NCBI's taxonomy places the organism in Eukaryota, Metazoa, Mollusca, Gastropoda, Lepetellida, Haliotidae. The record is from RefSeq and is a predicted model, not a curated record. Gene Ontology annotation, molecular function: nucleic acid binding. The coding region runs from base 1 to 732 and encodes 243 amino acids.